AUGAUUUAUGUAGCAACACUCAGCUCAGAUUAUGAAAGUCGAAAGAAGGAAGAUAAUAUAAAAGGGAGGAGAAAAUUAUGGCGAAUAAGUAUAUUUAAAAUAAUAUUGAUUAUAUUAUUUUUAUGUUUAUUUAAAAAGAAUGAUGUUUUAAUUUUGAAAGACGAAUGUUUUGACGAGUAUAAUAAUAGUAGUAGCAUAUGGGUAGCUCCUUUUGUUAGUAUGAAAGAUUUUGUUAAAAGAAAAUGUGGGAAUUAUAUAUAUAUGUAUAUUUUUGAUAUGAAAAAAGAUGGGAUUGUAAAUAUAGAAAGUACAUUUUUGGAGACACUUCAUAAUAAUAAUAAUAAUUAUUAUUAUAAUGAUAUUGAUUUGAAUCGUAUGAAAUAUAUGUAUCAUGACACAUGUUUUAUAUCGAAUAAAAGAAAUAAUUUGAAAAGGAAUAAUUUUUGUAAUAUUGCCAAUAUAAAAGAUUUUGAUUGUUCCUGUGGGGAAAAGAAAAGAUAUCGAAUUUUACAAGAAGUAAAAAAAAAAGACUCUAGAAGAAAAAGAGGAGAUAAAAAGAGAAACGAAGAAUAUAAAGAUGAUUCAGAUGAUAAUUCAGAUGAUAAUUCUGAUGAUAAUUCUGAUGAUAAUUUUUAUGAUGAUGAUGGUGAUGAUGACGAUGAUGGUAAUAAAAAUCAAAUGCCAACAGCUUCUAACGAAGUUUCUGAAGGUAUAGUAUUUUUUUGUUUUAUAUUCAUUUCAGCUACCAUGUUACAAUUUAUAUUAUCGAAGAUUCACAAAUUUAAUAUCCCUGUAUCCGUUAUUUGGUUUUUAUAUGGAAUGUGUACUUAUGUAAUAGCUAAAAAUUUUAAUAUGUUUGAAGAGAAUACCUUACAUAAAUCUAUAAUUAAUGCUAGGAAUAUUGAUUCUUCAGUUUUAUAUUUUGUUCUUUUGCCUAUAUUAUUAUAUGAAGCUACUCAAGAUAUAAAUUAUUAUGCUUUUAAGAAUUUUUUAUAUGGAGGUAUAGGUUUAGCUGUUGUGGGUGUUGCUUUACAAGUAGGUAUAUUAGGUAUAUUGUUUUAUUAUACUUUUAUGUAUAGACAAGAGCAGAGUCCAUUAUCUAGUAGUUUUUUACUAGCAUCUAUUUUAUCUUCCACCGACCCUGUAGCUGUGUUAUCUAUAUUAAAUGUGGUUGAUGCUCCGUCUAAAAUAAGUUCUAUGUUUCAUGUAGAAUCUUUAAUAAAUGACGGUAGUUCAGUGUUGUUGUUUCAAUUUUUUUUUUAUUUAACUAUAGGAUAUAAAGCGAAUACUUCCCAAUAUGCUGUGUUGUUUGUAAAAUUAUUAUUUUUAAGUCCUGUUUUUGGUAUAGGUAUGGCUAUGAUAACUUUUGCAUGGAUUAAUUUAUAUAGGAAACAUUAUUAUAAUCAGUGUUUAGCUACGAUAACAAUGUGUUAUUUAUGUUAUUUUGUAUCAGAGUAUUAUUUGAAUUUAUCAGGGCCAUUGUCUAUUGUAUGUUAUGGAUUAUUUAUUAAUGCAUAUGGUCAUAUUGCGUUAGAUGAAAUAGCUCAAAGAAAACAUAAAGAAAUUGUUGAAUUGUUAGCGUUGAUGGGUAAUUCUAGUAUUUUCAUUAUAUCAGGUAUCAUAUCAUUUGGUAUGAUGGAGAAUGUGUUUAAAGAUAAUUUAUAUUUCUUUUUAUAUAUUGCCUUGACAUAUGUAUAUUUAUUACUAGCACGUUCUGUUAUGAUAUUAAUCUUUACUCCUUUCCUUUCAAAAAUAGGAUAUGAGGUGAAUUGUAAGGAGAUUCUGUUAUUAAUAUGGGGAGGGUUGAGAGGUGGUAUUGUGUUAGUCUUAGGACUACGUAUAGAAGCAGAGAAUAAGAUAAAUGAGAAAUUAACAAAAGAGUUAGCUUAUUAUAUAAGUGGUAGUGUUUUAUUAAUCUUAACUAUUCAAGGAUUAACUUUUGAAUGUUUAUAUAGAUUUUUGAAUAUAUAUCCACCUAAUCCUUUUCGUAUUGUUUAUUUAGAAAAAGUAUUAAAAAUGAUAGAUUAUAAUUUUUAUAUACGAAAAAAGAAUCUAAAGAAUUAUUGGUUAUUUAAAGGUACGAAUAUUUUACAUUUCUCAAGUAAAAUUGUACCAGAAUUAUAUUGGAGGAAAAUGAAUAAAUAUGGUGAGUUUGAUUUACGAUUACCAGAUAUUUAUACUUGUCUUCAGGAUAUUCGUACAUGUGACAUAUCUUUUUGGGAACGUUCGUAUGACUCUCACACUUUUAUAGAGAGUUUCGAUGAUUAUUCGUGUAAUGAAAAAAGGCCCAGGGAAAAAAAUAAAAUGGAAAAGGGUGUUAUAUCAAAUUUGGAUUUGAAGGGUAGGACCAUGAACGAAAUCGACAUGGUCCACGAUAAUAAUAAUAAUAAUAAUAUGAGAGAUGAUAAUGUAAGAGAUGAUAAUAUGUGUGAUAAUAAUAUGUCUAAUAAUAAUACGUGUGAUAAGGAUGGAUAUACAGAUAAGAGAAACAAUAAUAUACAAAAUGACGACAACAAUAAAAAUUAUAAAAAUAAUAAAAAUUAUAAAAAUAAUAAAAAUAAUAAUAACAAGGUUGAUAAUAAUGAUCAUGAAAAAGAAAAUAAUCAUAUGUAUAACAAUACACAUAACAUCACAAAUUUAAGUAAAUUAUAUAAUGAUGAAUAUUAUAACAAAGGAAAGAAUUGUGAAAAUGCAAAUAUAAAUGGUGGAGAUAAUAAAAAAAAUGUAUACGAAAAUUUGAGAGACAAAACUAACUUUUUUAAUGAUUUAACAGGAAAUGAAGAUACUAGUGAUGUGUAUACUUAUUUAAAUAAGCAUAGUUAUAAUAAUGUGAGUAAUAUUCGUGGUGUGUAUAAUUAUUAUUAUGGUAAUAAUAAUAAGUAUAAUAAUAAUCAUAAUAAUAAAAAUAAUAAUAAUAAUAUUCAUAAUAAUAUUCAUAAUAUUCAUAAUAGAUAUAGAAGCUUAAAUGUUAUAAGCAGAAAAAUUAGCAUUGACAAUUCAUAUAAAGGAGAAAUGAGAAUUAAUGUCAUAAGAAAUAAUGAUAAUUACUAUAGUAGUUAUGAUGAUGAAGAUCAUAAUUAUACAAAUAUUAAUAGAUCUUUAUCAUCGAAAAAUUUUGAUCAUUUCAGUAAUAAUUUAAACGAAUUUACAGAUAAUGUAUCUUCAUGUUCUGAUAAAGCAUUUGAUCAUGUUAAAAUAAAAAAUUUAAAUGCUUUUAAUUUUGAUAAAAUAGCUGUAAAGGAUUAUGAUAAAUUAAUUAAGAAAAUGAAUUAUAGAGAAUUUAAAAGAACAAGAACCGAGAAAGAAGAAAAUUUUAAUGUGAUAGAUAAUAUUGUUAAUAGUAAUAAAGAAACGUUCAAUCCAAAAUAUAAUCUUAGAUUAAUUGAACAUGCUACACAUCUACCGAAAACGUUAAGCGAUAAUUUGUUGAUGAAAAGUAGUAUAGAGCAGGAUGAUCCAUAUGAUAAAGAUCAAAAGAAAAAAAGAAAAAAAAAAAAAAAAGAAAAACAAAAACAAAAAAAAAAAGAAAGAAAAAAAAAUUUCUUAAAUUUUAGAGGAGAUGAUAGUGAAGAAGAUGGUCCUAUUGAUAAUAGUAAUCCUGAUAGUAGCGAAGAAGAAGAAUUUAAACAAGAUAAAGAAAAAAGUAUAAAGCAAAAAAAUAAUAAUAAUAAUAAUAAUAAUAAUAAUAAAAUACAUAACAAAGAUAGUAGUGAUAAUGAUGCUGAUAUAGAAGAAGUCGAAGGCGAAUCAGAUGAUAUGAGUAAUAUUAAUUAUGAUAAUAUAACUAAAGAAGAUGAAAAUUUAUUAAAUGAAUAUAAAGAUAUAAAGAAAAAAAUGGAUGAUAAAAGUGAUUAUUAUGAUUCUAGAGAAAUGUUAAAUUUAGAUGAAAGAAAUAAAGACUUGAUAAUGAGUGAUAAUUUUAUUGUAAAAAUCCCUGUUGAUAUAUCGAAUGAUGAUAGAGAAAUCAUUAAAAAAAAUAUGAAGUCUAAUGAAAAUAUCAAGACAAUUUCGGUAGAUGCCCUAUAUAAUGAUGAUGAUAAAAAAAAAAAAAUAAGUGGUAGUAAUAAUGAUAAUAAUGAUAACAAUAAUGAUGAUAAGAAUAAUAAGAAUGAUGAUGAUAACCAUAAUGAUAAUCAUAAGAAUGAUGAUGAUAACCAUAAUGAUAAUCAUAAUAAUGAUGAUGAUAACAAUAAUGAUAAUCAUAAUGAUGAUGAUAAUAAUAGUAGUCAUUAUAAUAAAGAAAAGGAAGCCAACUUCAACGAAUAUUUAACAUAUCAAAACCUAUUUGCUCUACAGAAUGAAGAUAAUAAUAUUAUAAAUUUCUUUAGUAAUGAUAAAAAAUAUAAUUCAAGAAAAAGUACGAAAAAACAUUCUUCCGCUUUUAAUAUUUCAACUAAGGGUACUAAUGACAAAAGUUUAUUUUUGUUAAAUAAUGAUAUAGAUAAAAAGAAAAAGAAAAGUUUAAAAUUAUUUAAUAGAGUUAAUAAUAAAUCUUCUUGCAGUGCUUGUUCAGGAGGUUUUAAUUUUGGUCCAUGCACUGCAAGACCUAAAAAAAAAAUGUGUGAACAUUAUCAUGAACAUGUUCGUAAGUAUCAUGCUGAUAAUAAAAAAAGAAAAAAGAAAUAUGAUAAAAAAAAUAUAAAAGAAGGAUAUGAUGGUAACUCAUGUUUUAGUAGUAAUAAUAUAGGAAAUGAUGACAUAAAUAAUAAAAAGGAUAAUUUUGAAUUUGGAAAUGAAAAUUGUACUUUACCAAGAAAUAACACAGCAGAUUUUACACCACAGAGAUAUGAUACUGAUCAAACGAUCAAUUUUGAAUGUAUCGAAGAAAUGUGUCAGAAAAGACAUGGUGGUAUACCUUUUUAUAGUUUUUUGAAAAGGCCUAAAAUAAAAAUAAAGAAUAAAUUAUUUAAUGAAUUGAGAAGAGCAAGAAGCCACGAAAGUUAUGUUAAUAAAGAAAAGGUUAUUAAAAAAAGAGAUUAUAUUAAUUAUAAUACAUUGAAAAAAAGAAUGAUAAGAAAAGAAAGAGAAGGAGAAUUAUAUAUUAUGAUAUUUAAUACUUGUAGAGAAUUAUAUAAAAAAUUAUAUGUUAAUGGAUUUAUAUCUGGAGAAUGUUUAUUAACGCUUACAUCUAUUUUAGAUUUAUCAGCUGAUUUCGCUAUUAAAAAAGUUAGAAUGAAUCCUAUAAAAGCAUGGGCAGAUGCAUUUGAUAAAGGAAGAAAACAUAAAAGAAGAAGUACUAGAAGAAAUAGUAUAGAUCAUAGAAAUGGAUUUGAAUAUGAAUUUCAUAUAUUAUUAUCAAAAUUAAAAAUUAACAAAAAAAAUUUCUUUUUUUUCUCACCUAAGGUAGUCAAUAUUUUCCUUGUAUAUGAACACUGUAUGAAAGAUCUACAAAUCAUUUUGUCAUAUGUUGAUGUUCAUCAGUGUACAUUAGAUAAGGGGGGUAUUACAAUGAAAUUACUUCUGGGAAAAAACUUGCUUAGAAGUUAUUAUAGAAAUAUAGAACUAGCCAAAAAUUUAAUUCCACAUCUUGUUCGGAAAUAUAAAGACGUGGUUAAAUAUUGCCUUAUCAAAAUAGGGACCGAUAUGUUAUUACAUUUGAAAAAAACGAUUGUUAAUGAACAAGCAGCCAACGGACUGCUUUUAUCACAAGAUAACGAAAAACUGAAUGGAAUUUUCGAUGAGCAACAAGUAAAAAUUAAUAGAUAUAGACCUUACCUACACUAUUUUUUAAAAAAAAAUAUUCUAAAAAGGUUUAUAAAAUGA
Messenger RNA from Plasmodium falciparum 3D7, 5763 nucleotides. RefSeq names its product cation:proton antiporter (gene NHE). NCBI's taxonomy places the organism in Eukaryota, Apicomplexa, Aconoidasida, Haemosporida, Plasmodiidae. Gene Ontology annotation, molecular function: sodium:proton antiporter activity; antiporter activity. Gene Ontology annotation, biological process: transmembrane transport; monoatomic cation transport; proton transmembrane transport. The record is from RefSeq and is a predicted model, not a curated record. Gene Ontology annotation, cellular component: membrane; plasma membrane.